AUGGCCAGUCCUGCCCAGGGACACCGCCAGGCCUUGCCUUCUCCCCCGCCAGCUUACCUCCGAUCAUCGCCCUCAUUCACCUCAUCAGAACCACGGACCAUCCCGAACCGACCCCAGAGCUUGAACCUCACUCGUAAACCAGUCCCCUCACAAUCCGAAACUUCUCCCGUCCUUCAAAACUCCCCGCGCUCACCAGUCAAAAUCGGCCAUGCCACCGACAUCCCAGAUGCCUCGAGCGUGCGCAUCGAAGGCGCAUACAGUGGGCCCACCACACCGCAAUUGGAGCUUCCCGAGGUUGCAGACCUGUCGCUAGAUGGCCCCGUACAGCCCCCUCAGAGUUGGGAUCCUGCCUACCCCCCGCGGCGAGACUCAAUACAGGCCCCGCAUUACACACACGCGCAUGCAUACGGUCAUACCCCAGCGAGUAGCGAGUCAUGGUCGGCAGAGCCGAAAGACGACGGACAGGGAAACCCGAAAAAGAGCGCCUCCUCACUUGAGCGCGAGGGUCAGAGCUAUAAUAGCUCGUCGCGGGGAAGCUUGGAUAGCGUGGCGCUGGCGUCCGACAGCUACGAACCUUUGACCUACCACCACCAGCAACAGCCGGCUGGGGCACCUGCAAGGAAACCUGCACCCAAUGCUGGGGAUAACCCAUCCGCCUCGACAGAUAAGCUUGCCGCUAGGCGAUCAAGGCUCUCGCGGCCUCUGUCAUCAUACUCUGUAACUUCAGAGGGGGGUCACCGACGGAACUUCUCCACAUCGCCGUAUCUACAUGCGCGAUCCUCAUCUGGAACCCCCGAAAACAGGUCUUCAUCAUUCCUCGACUUGCUCAACACAUCAUACCCGCAGCCAGGCCCAUCAGCAGCGCGAUUCGACAACUCGCGUCUCCAAGCCUCAGUCGGAAACAACGCCUCUCUCCUUAGCCACAAAGACACAUUCGAGAUGUAUCUAGCGAACGUAAAGAAAACUGACGAGCCAACAGUGCUGUAUGAAUUCGCCGUGUUCAUGGUAAAUUCAAUGCGCGAGAUGCCAGCCGUGGACCUCGAAGACUCCAGCCCGAUCACGCGCGCCCGCCUACUCCGCGAAUCAAAAUCUAUCCUUCAACGCCUGGCAGACCGCAGCUACCCCUUCGCACAGUACUACCUCGGCGACGGGUACGCAUCGGGACUCUUCAGCAAAGGCGUCGAGGACCAUGACCGCUCCUUCCCGCUCUUCGUCGCAGCCAGCAAACACGGCCAUGUCGAAGCCUGCUACCGCACAGCGCUGUGCUAUGAGUUCGGUUGGGGAUGUCGCCCUGACGGUACCCGUGCAGUCCAGUUCUACCGCCAAGCAGCGUCGAAAAACCACCCGGGCGCCAUGAUGCGCAUGGCCAAUGCCUGUAUCGCUGGUGAGCUGGGGCUCGGCAAGCGAUACCGCGAGGGAAUCAAGUGGAUGAAGCGGGCGACCGAGUCCGCAGACACUCAGUAUAACUCCGGGCCGUAUGAACUCGGCCUGAUGCACGAGAAGGGCUUCGGAGACGACGUCUUCCCCGAUGAGACUUACGCAGCGCAGCUGUUCACUAAAUCCGCGGAGCUGGGACAUGUCGAAGCUUGCUAUCGUCUUGGAGAUGCGUAUGAGCAUGGGAAAUUGAAUUGUCCACGCGAUCCGGCGCUCAGUAUCCAUUUCUAUACCAGUGCUGCGCAGAAUGGACAUCCGCUGGCGAUGAUGGCGCUUUGUGCCUGGUAUCUUGUUGGUGCGGAGCCUGUGCUCGAGAAGGAUGAAAACGAGGCUUAUGAGUGGGCUUUCCGGGCUGCGAAUCUCGGUCUUGCAAAGGCUGAGUAUGCUGUCGGAUACUUUACUGAGAUGGGUAUUGGCUGCCGUCGUGACCCUCUCGAGUCGAAUGUUUGGUAUGUCAAGGCAGCAGACCAAGGCGAUGAGCGGGCCAAGCAUCGAAUCGCUACAAUCCGGGCUGCGGCAGAGGGUACACAUCCAACCGUGGCUGGGCAUAAUAAAGCCAAGCGCAAUGGCCGACUUAAGAAAUCCGACCGCAAGGAUCAGAGCCCAAGUAAUGGCCAGGAAAAUGAAGUCGACAAGCCUGUCAAACAGAAACGAUUCGUCAUUUUCUAA
Molecule: messenger RNA, 2103 nt
Organism: Penicillium griseofulvum
Lineage: Eukaryota; Fungi; Ascomycota; Eurotiomycetes; Eurotiales; Aspergillaceae
Gene: chs3
Product: putative chitin synthase activator (Chs3)
Exons: 2
Coding region: 1-2103 (700 amino acids)
Molecular function (GO): protein binding
Source: RefSeq, a predicted model, not a curated record